This is a messenger RNA of Hyla sarda, 4150 nucleotides long. It is a transcript of the gene SCARA3, whose product is annotated as scavenger receptor class A member 3. The record is from RefSeq and is a predicted model, not a curated record. The transcript has 6 exons. Lineage: Eukaryota; Metazoa; Chordata; Amphibia; Anura; Hylidae. The coding region runs from base 935 to 2734 and encodes 599 amino acids.
AUUGGGUGGGACCCCCAUGAUCAGACAUCUUGUCCCCUAUCCUUUGAAUAGGGAAUAAGAUGUCUAGGGGUGGAAUAUCCCUUUAAGCUCGUUCACCUCUCCAUUUGGUCUCCUGAUAUGUGGCCACCUUGGUUUGCAGAAGCUGGGGAUGGGAUUGGAGCAGUGAUAAUGGAGCUUGUCAUCUUCCCGGCAGGUCGACCACCACAAUGGACCACCCCUUGAAGUACCUGUUAACCCUAUGUUACAUUGCACCUUCAUGGUUUCCUCCCUUCCCCCAUCUUAAGCCCUGCUCCGGGCUCCUUACAUUUGUUUGCCAUUAGACUGGGUGGGAGCCGGGAUUCCUCUGUUCUGCACACACUUCACUGUGUCGGAUUUCUUCUGGCCUGUAAUGGAAAACAUCCAAGUUUUUUUUUUUUUUUGCAGGCUGAGCCUGGAGCGGCAGAGCCGGAGAAGUAUAGGAGGAUGCAAACACUGAGACGUCUUAUUCUCAGCUCCUCACCAGUGAGGAAGUUUGUCUGGGCUGCCGACCAAAGAAGGACAUUAUUGGAUUUGGGGAUCGUCUUCUCCUCUGUUCCUACCGGGAGAGAUAACAACUGAGGAUGUUCUGGGAUAACCAGUGUGCUCCACUCCAGCCUCACGUUCCUCGAGACAUUAAUGGGGCUCCCAUUGUCUUCUAAAGUAUUCUGAAAGAACAUAUUGAGAAGGUUUCCAUCUUCAUGAAAACCGACCCUUGAAGUCAGGGGUGAUCGGUGAAGCCCAACCACAAGUUCCUGGAGACGUAGAUGGGGCUCCCGUUGUCUUCUAAGAUCUCCUGGAAGAGAAUGAGCCAAGGACAUUGAGAAGUUUUCCAACUUAACGAAGACCAAUCCUCGGAGCUGAGGGCGAUCGGUGCAGACGUUCUCCAGUUUACAGCUGUAUUGUCCUCAAGGGAACAAUGAGAGAUUUCUUUUGUCUUUCAGACGAGGAGCUCCUACAAGAAGAGGAUGACAUGCCCUCAUCUAGGCACAGGCAGAAUGGUAGGGCCAGAACCAACUGUGCCAAGUGUCAGAAGAACCUGUCCCUCCAGAACUCGGUGAAGGUCCUGUACGUCUUUGUGGUGAUUCUCAUCAUCGCUGUCAUUGUCUUAGCAUCGUUGGUUUUCCAGAAAGUCAAUUCCCUGUACGAUGACUUCAGCUCUGCAAAGUCCGGCUAUGAGAAGAAGAUUGUCUCCGUCCAGGUGGAUCUUCAGGAGCUCGACAUGAAAUCUAUUGGAAAUUGCUCGUACUGCCAUGACGCCACCUAUUUGGGACAAGAGAUCAGCAAGCUUCAGGGGGAGCUGGAGGAGAUCCAGAAGAUGCUCUUGGCCCAAGAUAUACAACUGGACAAAACGUCCCAAACUCACCAGCUCCUCAUAGCUGCCAACGGCAAAAUGGACAACCAGAUAGACCGGAGCAAUUUCUCCCUCCGGCAAAUCAAUCAGACAUUAGGACUUUUCUUGUCUCAGGUGAAGGGAUGGCAAGCCGCCGCGGCCGAGCUGGAAGCCUCGGUGAAAAAUUUGGUCCAGGAGAGGUACGAUAUCACAGCCGCCAUCCAGCAGAUCAAUUUUACUGUCGGGCAAACCUCGGACUGGAUACAAGUGAUCCAGAGGAAGACCGACGAGGAAACAUUGACCUUACAAAAAAUUGUUAACGACUGGCAAAAUUACAGCAAAGUUUUUGGUGGAUUUAAAACCACGUCUGUCAAAACCAUGGACCUGGUUAGGAACAUCCAAAGCAGCAUCACGGCUACGGCCCAACGUAUCACCAUGAACACAGAGGUCAUGCACGAUCUGGUCCUACAAGUCAUGGGCCUUCAGCUACAGUUGGACAAUAUCACUUCUUUCCUUGACGACCACGAGGAGAACAUGCAGGAUCUCCAGUAUCAUUCCAAAUACACGCAAAACAGGACCGUCGAACGCUUCGAGAGCCUAGAAGGCAGAAUGUUUUCUCACGAAACCGAAAUCGGGACUAUAUUCACCAAUAUCAACGCCACGGACAACCACGUGCACAGCAUGCUGAAGUAUCUGGACGACGUGCGGCUCUCGUGUACUCACGGGUUCAAUUCUCACGCAGAGGAAUUAUACUACCUUAACAAGUCCGUUAGCCUCAUGCAAGGGGCCACCGAUCUCCUGAGGGAGAGGUUCAGCCUCAUGAACGCCCGCCUCGAUUUUGACGUCAGGAACCUUUCCAUGAUCAUGGAAGAAAUGAAAGUGGUGGAUGUGAAACAUAGCGAAUUCCUCCAGAAAGUCACCAUUGUGCAAGGUGCCCCAGGACUUCCAGGACCAAGAGGGUUUAAAGGAGAUAUAGGUGGAAAGGGACCUAUUGGUUUGAAAGGAGAAAAAGGUGACACAGGUGAAAUAGGUCCUCCAGGACCUCAAGGACCAAGAGGACUUAUUGGUGAAACUGGACCUAUGGGAGAAAAGGGCUCUAUUGGGAUAAAAGGAAGCCCAGGAAUUAAAGGUGAGAAGGGCAGUAUGGGCCCACCAGGUCCGAAAGGUCAAAAAGGAGCUAAAGGUGAUGCCAGUCCCCCUGGACCUGUUGGCCCUCCUGGUGACAUAGGACCACAAGGCUUGCAAGGAUUGCCAGGAAUUACAGGACUACCUGGGUUAAGAGGGAAAGAUGGACCAAUAGGGUUGAGAGGAGAAGAUGGUUUGCCCGGUCCUCGUGGUUUGCCGGGACCUCCUGGACCGAAAGGAAAAUCUGCCAUAUCAAAAUGAAUGUAAUUCUAAAAGAAAAAAAAACUUGAUAAACACCGAAUGACCCAUGAAUGGUGUAGAGCGUUGACUGGAUGAUGUCGUUCACUAGACGUAGGACCCUGACAUCGGUCAUGGGGGCCCGGGAAAGAAGGCUGGACGGAACAUUAUCAAUACUUCUUCCGGAUAAUUCUACAAAACCAUAUAAAAUGUAGAGAUAUAUUGUUCAUUAUCAGCAGCAGCAGAAUAUCUAUCGAGGUCCUUGGAUCUACAAACCUGUCCAGAAGCCGCCCGUUAAGAAGAUCUCCGGUUUUACAUGUACCUGUAGACUUUAAAAAAAAAAUUGCAUCUUAGCAAGUAUUCCGCUUAUGUUCUGUCCGUUGCAACACUUUACUGAAGGACAUGUGACUUAAAGGAGUACUCUGUGACUUAAAGUGGUAUGCUGACGACAAACCGACGCCCCCUCCAUUUAUGUCUAUGGGAGGGGGUGUGUUUCCAACACUCCCCCUCCUAUAGACAUGAAUGGAGGGGGUGUAGCGUUUCAUCAGGAGGGGGUGUGGCCGUGACAUCAGGAACCCGGCAUUUGUUUAGAACGCCAGGUGUUGAAAGAGGUUGCAGGGGGAUAAGAUGUCUAGUAGUGGAGUACCUCUUUAAGGGGUACUCCAUGCUAGAAUAGAACAAGAACUAUACUUAUCUACCUUCACUUCCUACCAUAGCUCUGUUUCUUCUUCUUUCUGUCCUUUACCACUCAUCUCUUCCUCCUCCUUCCAAGACGAGUACUCAGGUCAAGACCUUCCCACUCAGACAAUAAUUGGAAGAGAUAGGACACUGCUGUGGCCAGUGAUUGGCCGGGCGGGAAGGUCCUGUUCCAAGCACUCGUCUCGGAAGCAGGCUUAAAAGAGAAUCGGUGGGGGCUGGAAGAAGAACAUUAGCUGAGGUGGGACCAGUAUUGUUUGUAUUUUUUCUAUUUUAUCAGGGUUCUGGCAUAUCAUGUAACUACUAAAGAGAAAAAAACAUAGUGAAGGCUCUUAGGGGGUGGAGCAACAUAAAAAAGGAGAUGUUCAAUUAUGCUCCACCCCUGAGGUUCUGCACUAGGCAUAUAACAUUUUAUUCAUUUUGCCCAGAUAGUUGCAUUUGAGUAGAAUUUUGCUUAUAUUUUUAUCUCCCUUUUGGGUUUUUUGCUACCUUACUUUGCAUUUCUGAGCACUUUUAGAAUGUCUUGACAAAUAUGUCUGCACUUGCUGGCUAAGUGCUUUAGAACCGACUUCUUCUUAGUCCACUGAAGAAGGUCCACUACUGUAGAAAUGAUUAAUGGAGGACCUGGACAACAGUUCUGGGUCCUCAUAUACAUAUGAUUGUACUCUGCUCCAGCAUCUGACCAUUUAGAGUAAACCCUAAAGGGUAAAAUAUUUUUUUUUUUUAUAUUUCUUAAAGGGAUAC